Molecule: messenger RNA, 1375 nt
Organism: Astrephomene gubernaculifera
Lineage: Eukaryota; Viridiplantae; Chlorophyta; Chlorophyceae; Chlamydomonadales; Astrephomenaceae
Source: the annotation of a GenBank genome assembly
GGUUGGUUUGCCGUGCAUGCAACAAAUCUGCAAGUGCCGUGACAUGCUCAAGCGCAACAAUUUCUCGAGUUGACUGAAGUACCAUAUACAAAUUGACUGCCUGUGCCAUAGACCCCUGACUGCCUUGAUCAGUGAACGUGCUUCGAACAGACUUCACAUUCUAGCUUCGGACCUUAUUACUUAGACGCACGUCAUCCUUUAACCUUUUCCACAAUCCUUCAGAAAUGUUACUUUAAUCUGUCAACGAGUAUUCGGUCCUUUGAAACUGGCUGCCUUUCUUCCAAUACGCUCGGAAAUGGCAGAAAUUCCACCUGAUUUUGGGGAUGCCUUUCCAGGAGAUGCCCGGGUCGACGUCGACAGCACCUGGAGGGAUCAGGUGGUGGGCAGCAACACCAUCGGCACAGCUACUAUUCCCCUAGCUUUAGCCGAAAUGGAGACGCAAACUGGCAGCACGGCCACCAACGGCACACAGACGGAGGACCAGCCGGUACCUGCCUCACAAGCCAAAGUUCAGGCAUCAGGGCUGGGAGACUUCAUGAAAAAGGUCGAGGGCAUGUUGAGCGGCGAGCUGACCAAGGCGGUGGAGGAGGCGGAGGUGAUGGAGCCCUUCACGCGCGCAGCAGACGACGAACAGGAGCCUGCCACCUGCGUGCACUACCUGUCACCCUUCCAGCAAAGUGACCCGGGGGUCGGUUCGGACCUGGGCUCCACCUCCUCCUCUGCGCCCGGCGGCGGUGGCUCCUCCUCCUCCGCCCCCGGUGGCUCCUCCGCUGCUGCUGCUGGCCCCGGCGGUCACCAGGUGAACAAGCACGGGCUGGUGGUGACGUGCCUGUCAUGGAGCUGCACGGGGCAGACCAUUGCGGCCUCGUUUGGAAGGUACGACGUGGUGGGCUGGUGCACCUCCCCCGGCCUGCUUGCCACCUGGAACCUGGCGAGGGAGGAGGUGAACGCCAGCCGCCCGGAUGCGCGCGUGGACACCGACACCUGCCUCAUGAGCUGCGCGUUCCACCCAACACACCCGGCCCUGAUCGCGGGCGGCACCUUCAACGGCGAGCUGUACGUGUGGGACCUCAGUCGCGAGGGCGACCCGCAGCGGGGCAGGUCGGACGUGCUGCUGGAUGUACGGCACAUGGAGCCCAUCAUCGCAAUCACAUGGCAGUACAACCUGACAGACGCCAACAAGUACGGCACCCGUGACAAGGCGUACCGGCUGGUGACUCUGGGGGCGGACGGGCGGGUGCUGACGUGGCUCUGGCACAAACUGGAGGCGCCGGUGUUCGGUUACCAGCUGCUGUUCCCGCAGCCGGGAGUGGACCGCCGCUUCGUGUGGGGCGGCGCAUGCAUGGCCUUCCAGCGGGAGCCCAGGGGGGCGGGG